This is a messenger RNA of Closterium sp. Yama58-4, 786 nucleotides long. The record is from the annotation of a GenBank genome assembly. Lineage: Eukaryota; Viridiplantae; Streptophyta; Zygnematophyceae; Desmidiales; Closteriaceae.
AUGUCCAUGCCUCGUCGAUCUGACUUCACUUACACUUCUUGUUACUGUGAGGAAAACGUGUAUUUUCUCUGUCGUUCGCUGGUUUCACAAGGCGUCGCACACGUGGAUGAUUUGGCCGUCGUCUUCAUCUCCAAUCCUGACCGCAAGGUUCCCAUGUGGUGUCAGAAGGCCAGCAUGUGUCGCUCCGAUGAUAACAGUGGGAAUGAGGGGGGCAAUGGUGGGGAGGAGCAGGGUUUGGUGGUUUGGGACUACCAUGUCAUUGCCAUCCAUGUGAAGCACAUCAAUGGAGCGGGAGUUAGUGACGGAGCAGGAUCUGAAAGGAGUAGGUGUCGCAAGUGGUAUGUGUGGGACCUUGACACGGUAUUGGCGUUUCCAAGUCUAGCAACCGAGUACGUGCGGCGAGCGCUGUGGGCCGGGAGAACUUCCCUCCUUCCUCUACAAGAUUCUUAUCAAAGGCUUUACAGGGUGGUUUCUGCUUCCAACUAUUUCAGAUUCUUUGCGUCUGAUCGGUCUCACAUGCGUGACACUAUCACAAACAGUUGGCUAGCCAGCCCUCCAACGUAUCCAUGCAUUAUCUCUCAAGAUGGUGAGACAAACAGGCUGGAGUCAUACAUCCAGAUGUCCCCUGUUGACACUGUGGACAUUAAGGUGGUAUGUAAGGACUAUUCUGAAUGUAACCCAGAAAAUGUUAACUGGGUUGCUUGGAAAACGUUGCUCUGUGCACACAACUUCGGUGUUGUUCUGGAUGAAGUGUCUUUUUGCCUGCUCCUUGGAGCAAGUGUUUGA